GAUUUCGCCGACUUCACCCCGAGCCGCUUGUUCAUCUACUACAACGAGCGCCUUGUUGAGGGCAGCGUGAACCAGGAUGCUGGGGCCAUGAUCCGCGACGGCAUCAAGACGAUGUCCAAGGUGGGCGUCUGCCCUGAGAGUGUCUGGAAGUACGACGACGGCCCUGACUUCUUCAAGCAGCAGCCGGAUUCCAAGUCCUACGAGAUCGCACAGAAGUGCAAGGUCAUCGGUUACGCCCGCGUUGCGCAGGACCUGAGCCAGAUGAAGAUGUGCAUCAAGAGCGGCUACCCCUUCGUCUUCGGCUUUGCUGUCCUGUCAAGCUUCCAGACAGCAGAGGUUGCCAGCACAGGCAGGAUGGUGAUGCCUCAGCCAACCGACCAGCAGCUUGGCGGCCACGCCGUGUGCGCCGUAGGCUACGAUGACUUCCAGCAGUGCUUCAUCGUCCGCAACUCCUGGGGAGAAGGGUGGGGUGACAAGGGAUACUUCUACAUGCCCUACGAGUACAUCUGCAACCCAGCUCUUGCCAUGGACCUCUGGGCCAUCAACUGGGUCGAGGGCUUCAAGAACGCGGAGGCGGCACAGUUCACGAUCUCGCAGAACCCAGCCAUGAAGAGCGUGGAGACCCGCGCCAUUCAGAAGUUCGGCUGGAAGCCGGACAUGCCGGACCACCGCGAUCUCCACGUCACCUUCCCAAAGGUGGAGGCACCCAGCAAGAUCAAGAAGAAGGCAGAGGGACAGAAGGAGAUCGUGGACCUGCGCCCGAUGAACGGUGGCUUCCCCAUCUUCGACCAGGGACAUCUUGGAAGCUGCACGGCGAAUGCGUUGGCCGCGGCCUUCCACUUCACCCUCCAUAAGAUGGAGGUAGAGAACAACAAG
Symbiodinium sp. CCMP2456 is the source of this 876-nucleotide messenger RNA. Lineage: Eukaryota; Dinophyceae; Suessiales; Symbiodiniaceae. The record is from the annotation of a GenBank genome assembly.